AUGGAUAUUUAAAAAUAGCUGAAGUGCUAAAAACAUCUUAAUAAUGACAUUUUGUUUGUCAAAGUUAAUAACAUACAAGAUGAUGAUGAUGUUUUUUAUUGUGAAUUGUGUCCUUUUAGUGAAUCAAAUUUUAGUAUGUGUGACUGUACUCCCAUCAAAUCUAUUUUAAAUUGGAAUGAAGAAUCUCCCAUUUUUAAUCUAUUUCCUUUUAAUGAUUAAGAAUUAAUUAAAAAGCUUAAAGAUAUUUUCCAGAAAAAUAUUUAUGAAUAAUUACCAAAUCAAAUUAAUUAAUUUUAUGAUGAUUUGCAAGCUAAAAUUACGUAAAUGAUAAUUGAAUCUAAAAAAACAUCUAUCACAUUAGCUCAGUAGCUUUGUGAAUAAAAAUAAAAGGUUUUGCAGUAAUAUAAGCAAGCAAUUUACAAAGAUUAUAUGAAGACUAUUUUUUAAAAUUCAGAAAGGAAUACUUAAAUUAUAAAUAGUUUAAAUAAAGAGUAAUUUCAGGUUACUAAUGAACAUCCACUAUAAGCUCAAGUCUUGUUAAGUAAUAAAACUAAAGCUUAUGAUAUUGAUCAAAGAGGAUCGUUUGAAAAAAAUCGUGUAUUCUCAAUUAGAGAUUAGCAAAGCAAUUAAAAAAGCUACUUAAUAAAUAUUCAGAAUAAUGGAAAUAACUAAAUAUAAUUUAAAGAAAAUAGUAAUUGCCCAGGAAUAUUUGAAGUUACUGAUUAUCAUAACAAAUAAAUAAUUGUAGGUUUAGAUUAAUAUUAUCAAAGUCAAUUAUAGGCCAGUUUAAACAAAGAUUUUAGUUUAUCUUUUAGAGGCAGUUUAAAUUUAAUUCAUGCAGCUGAAUUAGAAUAAGAAAUUUGA
Molecule: messenger RNA, 864 nt
Organism: Tetrahymena thermophila SB210
Lineage: Eukaryota; Ciliophora; Oligohymenophorea; Hymenostomatida; Tetrahymenidae
Exons: 4
Source: RefSeq, a predicted model, not a curated record